UCAAAACUGAAUAUCAGAAUUCAGGGUAACACAUUGAAACGUUAAUUAAUCAUGUAAAUAAGCUCCAGCAAAAUAUUAUUAAAUGACUUAUAAGUCAAGAAAACGUAUAAAAAUGGACUAUUUAAUACAUUGGCAUGUUUGGCAUAAUAAUUUUAAAGAACUGGGAGAGGAACUCGAUAAGAAUGAGCAUGAUAUAGAAAGGAAAGACCCGAGGGGACGUACACCUCUUAUGCUUGCUGUUACUUUGGGGCAUCUGGAGUCAGCAAGAAUUAUGUUGAGACACAAUGCUGAUCUCAGUGUAACAGACAGAGAUGGUUUUACAGUUAUUCAUGAAGCUGUAAGUACAGGAAAUCCAGAACUUGUGCAGGAAGUUCUAGAGCAGCGAGACUUCCAGCGGUACUGUAGCAGGGUAGUGGGAAUCCCCCAGUUACUGAAACAGAUUCAGAAUACACCCGACUUUUAUGUGGAAAUGAAAUGGGAAUUUACUAGUUGGGUUCCCUUAGUCUCCAGGAUGUGCCCAAGUGAUACCUACAGAGUUUAUAAAAGUGGAUCCAGUGUUAGGAUAGAUACCAGUUUGUUGGGAUUUGAUCACUCAAACUGGCAGAGAGGGAGUAGAAGUUAUAUAUUUAAGAGCCACAAUGAUGGUGCGGUAAUGAUGGAGGUUGACCAUGAUGUAGGUCAGGUGUACAUAGAACAGAUGAGCAUUAUGCCACCAUGUGUAAAAGAUUUUACAACUACUCUCCGACCAACUUCCGAGGCAGUAUCCACUCGUCUGACGACCCCUAUUGUUACAACUUUUGUAAACUUAGACAAAAUAUGCUUUGAAAGGAGUAGAUCGGGCAUCUGGGGCUGGAGAAGUAACAAAACGGAGAUGAUUAAUGGCUACGAGUGUAAGGUUUUUGGAGCCAGUAAUGUAGAACUUGUAACAAGGACACGUACGGAACAUUUGACCGAUGUUGAUAAAACUCGCCAUAAAUCUGCUAGAUCACCAUUCCAGUCUUUUCUAGGCAUUGUUGAGUCCGAGAAUAGAGGUAUGCAAGUAGCUGUGAAUGGGGAAGCAUUUGAGUACAGGAGCAAUCCUUGUCAUAUCACACCAGAAGAGUAUUUUGACUCCAGUGUCGACCUUGGAAGACGAGAUAUUGGACGGCCACGGGAGAUUUCCACUAAAGUUCAAAAGUUCAAGGCUAAUCUCUGGUUAUGUCAGAAUUUUCCCCUGUCUCUUAAAGAACAGAUUUUACCCAUUGUGGACCUAAUGGCAAUAAGUAGUUCACAUUUUGCUAAACUUAGGGACUUCAUCACUCUGCAACUUCCUAAUGGUUUUCCAGUAAAAAUAGAAAUUCCAAUUUUCCAUGUUCUGAAUGCCCGCAUCACCUUUGAGAACAUCUAUGCAAUGGAUGAUUCAGUGGCUGGUGUGACAUCCGUGAGAGAUGAUAGUGCAUCCGUUUGUUUGAUUGAUGAAAACUGUUUUGAGCCUCCUCAUGGUUAUAUUAGACUAGGAAGUGAAGAAUUCAGACAUCUUAGUAUUGAGAGUGAUGAUGACCUUCUUCAACUUGCAGUUCAACAGUCACUGUUAGAAGCAGGCAGUGAAGAGGAACAGGUGACCAUUUGGGAAGCAUUAAGAGCCCACAGACCAAUUUCCGAAGACAGAGAUUUACAAAGGGUUUUUCAUUAUAGUAUGGCUGAUUAUCAAAAUUGCAACAAUUCUGGUCUUGUGUCUAAUUUUGGACAUCAUGUCCAGCAGUCUGCCAGGGACUCUCAACUGUCCCUGGCACUACAACUUUCCCAUCAGGCUGCACUGGAGGAAGAUAAUAAAAGAAAGGAAGAAGAGGAGCAACUAGCUAGAGUUAUACAGCUGUCGUUGUCUCAGAAGUAACCUAGUUUUUGAAUGAAUGUUUUAACUUUUCACUCAAAACAUUCAAUCAUAAAACAUAUAACUGUAGUUAAUAACAUUACACUAUUAAUAAGAAUUUCAAAAUAUACUCUGUUGAAGGGGGAGGAUAUUUCAUUUUUGAUAAGUUUUGUAACUGUUGACUGAGCAGUGAAAGUGUUAAAAAUGACAGCUUUGAGAAGUGUGACUAAGGCAACAAUUAAAUAUUUCUAUGGGUUAUUAGUAUGGUGAAUUAAAAAGGACUCAAAACUUCAUAGAAAUUAUAUACACUUCACCAUUAUAAGAGGCUUAACUGUAUAUCUUUGAUUUGCUGACCAAAGCUAUGUUGAUGAACCUUGAAUAGGCAAAACUGCAGUCUAUAGCAGAGGGUAUGGCCAAUUAAGGAAUGCAUUAGGCCUCUACGUCACAGGUCCUCCUUUCAGUUUCACCUUUGGUAAAGAAGAAAAUUGUUCAAAAAUUGUUAUUUUUUUUGUUUUUCCCAGGUUAAAUUUAAAAUGAAGGACAUCCUUGUUAAUUUGUUUCCUGUCCAUACAUUUGGUAAAUUAUGUGAAAUAAGGAAAAAGAAACAAAAAUUAAUAAAUAUAUAAAUACUUCUAUUCAGUUUGAACCAUCAAAACUUGUGAUGAUUUUAACAUUGAUAAACAUAUAUAUAUAUAGUUUUUUACUAGUCUAGUAGUAAUGAGUAGUGUUAUGUUUACUUGGAAGUAAGAUCUUUACAGUGUAUCUAGUAAGUAAUUAUAAUCAGUAUUGUACUGACUCAACACUUUAGUUUGUGAAGCUGAACUACAGAGACAGAGUAUGUUAAACAGUUUUUGGAACCUCAUCAUAUUAUAACAGAUGUUACAUCUUGAUAAUAAACUUGAAGUGUAGUUUCCAUUGAAAAAGACUACCAUAAUGCUGUCAUGUCCAAAGUAAUCCACACAGCUCUGUAUGCUUUCCAUAAUAGAUUUAAUAUAGGAGGAUGAUGGUUUUCUAGCACAUGUUUCAACAUAUCACACUAGUGACCAAGAUACCAGACAGCUACUAUUUUUUACACUUUGUAGAGUGUAACUACAUAACACAGAGGUGACCAAGAUACCAGAAAGCUGCUAUCUUUACAGUCACAAAAGUGUAACUACAUAACACAAAGGUGACCAGAAUACCAGACAGCUGCUAUUUUUAGAAUUUGUAGGGUGUAACUACAUAUCACACUAUUGACCAAGAUACCAGAUAGCUACUAUUUUUACACUUUGUAGAGUGUAACUACAUAGCACAGUUGUGACCAGGAUGCCAGACAGCUGCUAUCUUUACAGUCACAAGAGUGUAACUACAUAACACAGAGGUAACUAAGAUACCAGACAGCUGCUAUUUUUACACUUAGAAGAGUGUAACUACAUAACACAAAGGUGACCAGAAUACCAUACAGCUGCUAUCUUUACAGUCACAAAAGUGUAACUACAUAACACAAAGGUGACCAGAAUACCAGACAGCUGCUAUCUUUACAGUCACAAGAGUGUAACUACAUAACACAGAGGUAACUAGAAU
Limulus polyphemus (Atlantic horseshoe crab) is the source of this 3412-nucleotide messenger RNA. RefSeq names its product ankyrin repeat domain-containing protein 13D-like. Gene Ontology annotation, molecular function: protein binding. The record is from RefSeq and is a predicted model, not a curated record. Bases 83 to 1873 code for a protein of 596 amino acids. The transcript is spliced from 15 exons. Lineage: Eukaryota; Metazoa; Arthropoda; Merostomata; Xiphosura; Limulidae. Gene Ontology annotation, cellular component: cytoplasm.